AUGCAUCAAGUAGACUCCUUUGGGGAAGAAAAGCCAGACAUAAAGGUAUGUAUAAAUAGUCUGACAAAGUGGACUCAGCCCCCCCCCCCCAAAUAAGCCACAAUAAAUUUGUUAGCCUUUAAAUGUUAGCCUUUAAAUGCCACAACACACUAUUUUUCCUGUAGUGGGUUGAUGUGGCUAUCAGUCUGGAAAUAACCCUCUCCAAAGUAAAGUACAUGAGAGCUUGUGAAGACCAGUGACUUUGAGACUCAGCUAGAAAUCUGACUUCCCCUGGUUUGAAUCUUGCUUCUGCCACAGACUCGCUAGAUAGGCAAGCCACAAUCUUGCCUCAAUUUCCCACCCUCAAUAUUGACCACUUUUCAAGGAUUAAGAGAAAAAAACUACAUGAAGGGUGCUGAACAGUAUACGUGCUGUGUCAUUGCUAGUCCUUAGUAUAUAUAUACAGUGGUACCUCGGGUUAAGUACCGUAUUUUUCGCCCCAUAGGGCGCACCGUCCAUAGGGCACACCUAGUUUUUUGGGGAGAAUAAAGAAAAAAAAUUAUUUCCCCCCCAGGCGCGGGGCUGGGGCGGGGGAAGCCCAAGCUUCCCCCAACCCCAGCCCCCAGAACAGGCUGCUAUCCGCAAGCCUAGGGAGCCCUGCGGGAACUCCCGCGGGCUCCCCAGGCUUGCGGAUAGCUUCCUGAAGCCUGGAGAGUGCGCACCGACCCCUCUUGCUCUCCAGGCUUCAGCGAAAGCCUGCAUUCGCCCCAUAGGACGCACACACAUUUCCCCUUCAUUUUUGGAGGUCUGUACUUAGCCUGAAACUGUUCUUAACCUGAAGCACCACUUUAGCUAAUGGGGCCUCCUGCUGCUGCCGCGCCGCCGGAGCCCGAUUUCUGUUCUUAUCCUGAAGCAAAGUUCUUAACCUGAAGCACUAUUUCUGAAUUAGUGGGGUGUGUAACCUGAAGCGCAUGUAACCCGAGGUACCACUGUUUACUGCAAGUCCUUAGUAUAUGUAUUUAACCUACCAACUCAAGAAAGAACUUCCUCUAUCUCUAUCUCACAAAGUGGUCCCUAACAUAUGAGACGAUUAGCUUUUAUUUGUAUUUGUAGAAUACUUAUUUCACAUUUUACAGACCCAGGAGGCGCUCAAAUCAGUUUACAAAAGAUCAUCAUAAUCCAACCUCAUUCAGUAUUAGUAUCUGGAACAGAAACCACACCAGGCCCAUAGGGUACCAGGAUCAUCCAGGCAACAUAUCCUGCCUUUGUCCUUUGUCUAUCCUGGUGCCAGCUCUCUACUACCUCCUACUAGGCAGCAGAGCCCAGACAAGGGAGUGGAACUUUCACAACUGGAACUUUUGUAGCCCAUGAGGAGGGCAAGUUUUUUCCUCCUGGCUGUUAGCAGUUUCUAGGGAGCAGCUCAGCCACUACUACCAAGGUCCUCUGAUACAGGGGGUAAGGCACAGCAGAGCAGCUGAAACUCACACAGCCCAUGACAGAGACAGGUUUUCCUUUCCUGACAGUCAACAGACAAAACAGAGUUUCCCUUCCUUUUUCCUUUUUUUUACACUCACAGAAUGGAAGCGGAGGAAGGAGGGGAAAGCAAGCUCAAAAACACAUUCUUAAAAGUCUCGUCCGAUCGUCAAUUGCGGUUCCCUUCCCCUUUCCGUGUGCCACGCAAAACAAGUGUGGCUAUUUUCAGCACAGCUUGAGGAUCACCGCGCUGGAAUAUCCUGCUUUCUGGCAGCGAAUUAUUGCGGGGCUUUGCGCUCGUGUUUACUGCAGCUUUUGCUAAAGGCGGAGCAGGGCUGGAAGGCAGCAAAAGCAGCAGCGAGAGGAGCGCAUGGAACCAUAGAACGGCGCAUGGGGCAGCCCCGCGGGGACCCGGAAGCCAUUCCUGCUCGGGCCGGAAGUCGCCCUCCCUCCUCCUCUCGCUCUCUUUCUGCCUCCAUCUUGCGCCCGGCUCGUCCUGUACAGUAAGUUCCCCCCGUUUGCAUCCGCCGCCAUCCUCCUCGGCGAGCCCCCUGACAGGGCAGGCGGGAAGCUCCCGAAGCGUAGGGGCUCGAGGCGGGGAAAGAUGCGGCGUUGGCGGGCGGGUCGAGCGCAGGGCUCCGGGGCCGAGCGACGGUUCCGCGAAUAGGCCGCUGCGCCCGAGUUGUAGGGCCUCGGCGGGCCUUCGGGAAAGGCCUUCCGCUCGUAGGCAGACGGGGGCAGGAGGCCCUGAAGGGAAGGAGCACUGGGAGGGAGAGCCGAGGGGGACGGAAAGACAUUUGGGAGGGAGACCCGGCUCUCCACCCGCCCCGCUUGGACUCGACCCUCACCCGUGGAGCUUGGAGGUCGACGCCUGGAGGACCCUGGGCCGCACCUGCCGCCUUGCCACCUCCCUCCCCACUUGCAAAGGGCUGUCACUCUUGGCAGCGGGGGAAGCGGGGCUCCGGCCUUCCGCUCAGAGGGGGUGCUCUCAUAGCGCUCCUCCAAGAAGGGUAGUUGCUGUGCAGGAAGGUUCCAGGAAGGUUGGCAUUGAGUGGGUUGGUGGCUGUGCGUGUUGGGGCACAGGCUUAAGCGCCUGGUGAAAUGAAGGGAGCUGAGGUUUGUCCCGCCGUUCACUUAAACUAUUUCUGUUGGGAUGCGUAUUAUGCCUGUCAAGGAGGAAGUGCACGGGUAAGGAAGCUCCCGCAUGAGAGUGAAUGGAAGAUCUCGCUGUACAUAUCCAUAGUUUGGGUACAUGACGGUUGUAGGGUGGAGUUGUAGCAAAGCAAAUACAGUCAUACCUUGGGUUGAAGUAGCUUCGGGAUGAAUAUUUUCGGGUUGCGCUCCGCGGCGACCCGGAAGUAACAGAGCGCAUUACUUCCGGGUUUCGCCGCAUGCGCAGACGUUCAAAAUGAUGUCAUGCGCAGAAGCGGCGACACGCGCAGUCACAUGUUACAUUCGCUUCAGGAUGCGAACGGGGCUCCGGAAUGGAUCCCGUUCACAUCCAGAGGUACCACUGUAGGUGCCUUGCUGGAUCAGACCAAAGGCCUACCUAAGGCUGUGCUCUUUUUCCAACAGUAGCCAACCAGAUGUUUUUUUUGGGGGGGGGAUCCUACAGGCCUUUUCUGUUUCUCACCAUAGUCUGCGAUGCUGCCAUUGAACAUGGAUGGUUAAUUUAGGUAUCAUGGCUGAUAGUAAUAAUGCCAAUCUUGCUUGCCAUACAACUUGGUUAGGUGAGGGUAGAAGGGAAUAAAAGCUUUUAACCCAUUGGUAAACAUUCAGGGAUGAAAGUUGAUUAUGGAUACAGAAGUUGGGCAGAUCUCCUGCAGUUGUAUCAAUAGUCCUUCAGUGGAUAUGGUUUUCUAUGCAUUUAGUACAGAAAUCGGGGCUGGUGAAAGUUAAGUAAUUUGACAGACAAAAGUUUUUAAAUGCAUGGUUUUUUUGUCUGUGUGACUACCUAGAACAAAUUGUGCUUGGAAGUGAUUCAAUUUGUUCAUAUGCAGCUUACCAUGAUAUUCUGAUUGUAGAGAAGCAAGAUUUUGGUUAGAUACCCUGUAAUGAUUUACACUAAUUCUGUAGAAAAAUUGACUGAAUUUUACUUCCCUUCUCCCAGAAAUGCCUGGUGAAGCCACAGAAACUGUUCCAGCAACAGAACAUGAGCUGCCACAGCCUCAUGCUGAGACAGGUUAGUGCCUUGGAUGACUAAUACACUUUCAGAAAGAAUCCUGAAACUCGUCCAGUCAGCCAGUUUAACAAAGCAGGUAAAACCAUUUGUGAAGGGUAGAACUUGCAAAUAAUUGAGGGCUAUUGUGGCAGAGUGGCUAAGAGUCUAGGACUGCAGUCUUGCACAUUUACCAGGGAAUAAGUCCUAUUGAACUCAGUAGGGCUUCAUUUGAGUAGACAUGCAUAGAAAUGCAUGGUAAAAGAGGUCAUGUGUAAGUUGCACUUUAAAAAGCUUGGUUUGAGUCUUACACCUGCCAUGAGCUUUCUGUGUAGCCUUCGAAAAGCCAAUAUCUGAGAUACUAUAUUUCUAAACUUCAGCCCCCCAUCUGCAAUAUGGGGAUAAUAAUCCUGGCUGCCCUUACAAUGUUGCUGUAAGGAUUAAUGAGACAAUGUGUGGAAAAUACUUGGAACUUGCCAUAUAAACGUUAUCAUGACUUUGAAGAAAUUGAGAUAAAUACUUUGAAAUUGUCCUCUUGUGCUCUUACCACGUUUAGUCUCCUCCACGUUGGAUGAGUUGCAUGGUCUCUCUCUGGAACAUGGCAGUAGCAUGCUUGACGUGAAUCACAAGCUGGAUAAACACUGCUAUCCCACCACAUUUUGAAGGUUUUUAGACUACAAAAUGUUAAAACUACUAACAACAGCUUCUGAUUUUUGUGUGUAUGCUAACAUUGGGUGAUUACUAGAUGAAACAUUAGAGAAAUGAGGAUCUUAACCUAGGUCAAAUUCUAGAUACUUGCUUAAUGACUUGGGAAGGUUUUCUUCUUUUUGGCCUUUUGUGCUGGAGUAAACUGUGUGUUUUAAAGGAUCCGUACAUGGUUUGUUUCCCAAUCAUGCUUCCACGUUAACAAAUGGGUUGAUGUGUAAGAAAUCUUCAGGAAGAAGGAGGCAGGUGGCUUAGUAAGAACCAAAGGAUACAACCUCUUCAUAUUUCUAAACCUGUGUGAGACAGUUGGGAAUUGGGCUGUUAAGCUUAUGAUCAUCCAUCAUUACUUUGUGACACAUGUUUCUUUUUGCAAAUUGGUGGUGACCACUGUUUAAGGUUGGAGAGGUGGUGACUCUGAUGCGACUGAAAUGGGGACCUCAGACUAGAAGGAAUUUUAAUCUGUUUAUUUGAAACCUACUAGAUGUCAAGUGGAUAACUUUCUAAUCCACUCACUAACACUGCCUAUCUUAAGCACAGAGCAGGGAAUCAUCGUUUUGUGACUGCAAGCCAAAAGAUUACAACAUAAUUUGGCAUUUACCAAGCAUUCUGAACUUGGCAAUAACACAGCUGAUGGAUGUGUUGGCUGUGAAAGUGCUUCAUUCUAGCGGAGUAGAAUUUUCAGCUGAUACUGCAUUUAAAAAUUGUAUUCUGAAGUGUGUGUUUGUGCGCACGUGCAUCCUUCUUACUUGGGACAUGCUAACUCUAAACCUUCCCUGUGUAUUGUGUCUCCAGUUAUCUGUCUUGAAGGUAUCAUGGAUGCUGGUUAGCAGAGAACCAGGUCUCCUUGUAUGCUACAUUUCCGCCUUGCCGCUUAGGGAACACUGCAUGACUUUGUGACUGGGUCUCUCCUAUACACACACCUACGCAUGGGGAUGCUGUACACUGCAUGACUGGUAAAUGCAAUGACUUCUGUCCAAGGGGUGUGAGAGUUUCUCUUAGGGAGGAAACACACAAGUUUGGUUGAAUAAAUAAAUGGAGCUGUAUAGAAUGGAGCAGUUUUUCUCUGAAGCAAACAGAAAAUGUCUGCCUGUCCAUAUUGUGGAUGUCGUGGUGUUGAAUGGCCUACCAAAUCUUAGCAAAGUCUACACUGGUUUUAAGCUUUUAUUCUGGCCCAUUAGAGAGUUAUGCCAAGGCACCUGUGUUGCAGAGAAGAGGUGGCUGUAAGUGCCAGUGUUGAUAUUGGCAAAAUGUGUGACACACUAGACAGAAUUCUGUGAGGAGAUUAUUGGGGCACAGCAAAUAGAUUUUGCUUUGCUCCAGUCAAGCUUUGCUGCUGGUUCUUGGAUGUAAGAAGUGGCAAAGAAGAUGCACAGCCGCUUUUCCAGAGCCACCCACACUGAAUGUAGAAGCAAGAUAGGAGGAGACAGAAGAACUGAUACAACUAGUUCUAAAUCCAGUACAUCAUCCAUUUUUGUUCAUAUUUACCACAGUCUGGUGCAUGAAUAUGCCCUUCUGCCCUCAAAGGCACUGGCUACUAAUGUGAUACAAACAGGGAAGGUUUUUAACUGCUUCCUCUGCUAGUGGUAGCUACAUUAAAAAAACAAAAACCUGAACUGACUUCCAUCCGUUUUAUCCCAUUAUGAAGUGGUUGCAUGCAUGACCACUGUGACGCAGUAAACGUGGCCCAGAUCGGCUUUUGAUACAUCAGUACUCGCAUUCAAGAAGCUGAUGUCAGCUGAGUUACAACUGUCAGAGUGAUGACACCAAAUCCUCAUGAUGGCUAGGAAACGUAACUUAAAUUGCCAGUUUCCUCUCCGGAGUAGAUUAUCCCUAUAAUGCUUCAUACAUUAAGGUUUUUAUUAGUCCUGCUGCCAUUUGUCUCUGGGCUCCUGAGGAUAACUGACAUCUUUCCCCAAUUUUGGAUGCUACUGAUUGCUAAUCACCUCAUGAGGCAUGUGCAGACUGUUGGGUUUCCUGAGUGGUAUCUGAACAGUUGACACUAUUUCAGUAACUCUACCCCCAGUUCCUGGGGUCCCCAUGGAAGUGAUGCAGACAACUGAGGAGUCCAAACCAGUUGCCACCAAGAAUCCUGAGGUGGCAGGCAAGGGUUCUCAGGCUGGGACUGCUCUGGAGCCAUCAGGUAGGUUUCAAGUUAAAACAGCAAGAUGGGAUUGAAAUCACUUCAUUUUAAUUUUUAAAAUGAAUUUUUUUAUUUUAAAAAAACUCUAUAAUGUAUAGUGGUGCCUCGCAAGACGAAAUUAAUCCGUUCCGCGAGUGUCUUCGUCUAGCGGUUUUUUCGUCUUGCGAAGCAACCCUAUUAGCGGUUUAGCGGCUAUUAAAGGCUUAGCGGCUUAGCUGCUAAAAGGCUCUUAGCGGCUUAGAAGAAGGGGGGGGAGCGAAAAAAAAUCUCAAGACUCGCAAGACAUUUUCAUCUUGCGAAGCAAGCCCAUAGGGAAAUUCGUCCUGCGAAGCGCAUCGAAAAACGGAAAACCCUUUCGUCUAGCGGGUUUUCCGUCUUGCGAGGCAUUUGUCUUGCGGGGCACCACUGUAUCAGGGCUCCAGAACUGCUAGCUUUGUUUAAGCUGAGAUCUUGUUUCCUGCUGGUGAAAGAAAUAAGUAAAUGUAGAUACUUGAAACAUACAUUUCUGCUGAUUAAAUACAUUACUGCAAGAGUUAACAGCUGUUAAGUAUGGUAUGCAGGUCUUCCUAAGAAGGCGUUUCUAUGGUUUGCUUGUGAUGUCCCUGGGUGUACUACUUGUAUAUAAUUUACAGUAGACCUGGGGGAAAUGUCAUAUCUCAGUGAUUCCAAGUUUCAGAUGCUGACAAUGAUUUAUUACUGCUUUUUUGCGGGAUGGGGGUGGUGAGCCACCAUAAAGGUUGAACCAAGGGUCAGCAACCUUUUUCAGCCGUGGGCCGGUCCAGCGUCCCUCAGACCAUGUGGUGGGCCAGAUAUAUUUUGAGGGGGAAAUGAAUGAAUUCCUAUGCCCUACAAAUAACCCAGAGAUGCAUUUUAAAUAAAAGCACACAUUCUACUCAUGUAAAAACAUGCUGAUUCCCAGACUGUCUGUGGGCCGGAUUGAGAAGGUGAUUGGGCCGCAUCCGGCCCCCGGGCCUUAGGUUGCCUACCCCUGGGUGCCUGCACUUUGAUGGUACUCUUUUAGGCUAGAUCAUGUUUUAUCUAAAAUGUCAUAGUUUAAUUUUAAGAAAUGGUUCAGCUUUCUUAGCAUGAAUCUUAUAACUUUCUGGUUACAUGUAGUUCUUGCCCCUUCCUUGUUUAACUUUUUUUGGGGGGGGGGUGAGAGAGAGAGAAUCUUCAUUCCCAUUAUUUUGCUCUCCCAUUGUAUACCUAUUUUCCCAAGAACUGAUCCACAGCAGUGGCUGUAGACAAGCGACCAUUUAAAGUUCAGUGACCAACACACAUUAUAUAGUGAUUCCUUUGCCUUCUUUUCUUCAUCUGCUUAGUAGAAACAUGACCUAGAAUCUACAGUUAAGGAAUCUACAGUUAAGUAACUCAUUCAUGAGAGACAGUUAUGAUUAUUGAAGCCAGCUCGCUCAUUGAACUGAGGCUUCUAGAAUUCUUACUGGAAAGCUUGGAAAUAAGGAAAAUCUUGAAGUAGUGAAUUGGUGUUAGUGUAGUCUGAGCACUUGCUCAAUCUGGCAUUUACAUCACCUUUCUGCUAAAUCUGUGCCUUGAAUUCUGGUUGUCCCAGUCCUGCUAUGAAGUGAUGCAGCCCAUGAUUUGAGGGAAUUCUCUCAGCAUUUUUUACUCAUCUGCUAGUCUAGCUGAUGAGUACAAAAAAGGGACCCUUGAUCCCCUCAGAAUCUUUUAUCAUGUUGUAUUAUAGCCAUUUUGUUUUUUACUGCCCUUAUGAAGGUCAAUCCCAGUGUUACGGAAGUAGCUCUUAAAUUCCUGUUUCUGGAAUUCUAAGAUCCUUCUGCUUAAGUUGCAUGUGGUAGUGGGCGUCUGUCCCAUGCAGUCGACAUUAAUAUAACAUGUGCUGGGCUCCUCUUCCCUGCAUGAUCUCACUGAGCGGUGUGCUUCUGGCUUCAUUUAAAGCAGUUUCUGCUCAUCAGAGUAGACUUGCAGGCAUUCCUAAUGCAGCUACUCUCAGGCCACACAUAUAAUUUAAGAUUAGUUAAUCCACCAUUUAAUGCUUUGAGGAAACAUCACUGAGUGACUCAUGCUUUAAAAGUUUGGGUGGAUGCUAGCUGUGUAAGUUGUAGCUUGCAUGUCCCAUUUAGGUUUGAAUUAUGCCAAGCCUGAAGUUGAAGGCAUCUUAGUUCAGGGAUAGACAGUUCCCAGUAGACUUAAUUUGUCAUUUUGACUAAGCCAAGAGAAUAGAACCUUCUAGAUGGUUCUAGCCCCAAGCUUAUUGGUUUGUCGUUAAUAACCUAUUGCUCUUGCUCAUUUAGCUCCUGCCACUCCAAACCCUUUUGCUGGUGCUUCUGAAGCACCUGCAGCCUGUUUUCCUCAGCUUCCUAUUCAAGCACCAGGUAUUUGCUGUUAGUCCCUAUGUAUGUCUCCUUAACAACAUUUUGCUGUGUUGUGUUGAUGCAGUUACAUUAACCAUAGUAUUUAGCAAAAAAAGACUUGGUUAAAGUAGUUAAAGUCACACUCCUGAGUUCUAUUCUUCGCUCUUCAGCUGACAUAGAUCAUAUACAAGUUACUGUGUAGAAUACAAACUUCUCUCUGGAGUUAGCAAAGUUAGUAAUGUAAGGAAAUGUAUUAUGGACUGAUCUGCCAUCUAGAUUACCAGAGGGAGGGUUUUAUUUUUUUCCUGUGGGUGCUUGCUGUUGACAGGCACACAGAAUUGGUGUGAAAAGUUCUGUGGUACCUUGCAUUGCUGUCUCAGUAUCUGUUUCAAAGAAUACUGGCAUUUUGUGGUUCCUGGGAUGCCAGUGGCUACACCUUGAAAUUACAUGCGACUUGUGUGAAGAUCUUGCUUUGAUCGCCCCUGCUUAUACAUUGGCCUAACCUCAGGGUAGGUGAAAAACCAUGUUCCCAGGCUUCAUUUCUUCAACCAGAUUAACUUGGGUCAUAUAGGAGUCAUUGCCAUUUAAAUGGAACAUGUACUACAAAGCAGUUUUCAAGCGGCGGCAGACUGGUAUAUUGUCCUAUUCAAAUCUGUGUACCCGGACACAACAUGGAAGGUUAAAUGUCAGCACUUGUAAGACUUUGCAACUUGUUUCUUGAACUAGAUGUUUUCUCCUCUAUAAUUGAGUUUCUAUUGAUAGCAUGUGUUGAGGGUGCCCAACCAGAUAUCUGGAUAAUAGAGUUGGAUAUGCAGUGAGACAUCCAGUGAGAGUGGUGACAAGUAUGUCGGGCUUGCCUGUGCACUGUCACGUGUUUUCAAAAGACUUGAUCCUGCACAUGUCCUCCAGCGGAAUAUUGGCACCAUACAAAGAGCCUUGGUUGAUGGGGUGGGGCAUACAAACACUGUGAUACUUUUUUCUGACAGCGGCUUCAGCAAUUUCUACCUCACAGGUAACUGAGAUGCAUUUCCAUGUGGGUGGCUGUAGAUAAUUCAUUUUUUCUUCUCCAUGUUUUCAUCAUUGAUUCACUUUUUCUCUCCUUUAGCUGCUGUUUCCGGCUCCUCUGUAUCUAGCGCUGCCCACCCUCCCUCUUCAUCCCAUGAUGCUAACUCUCCCCUUGCUGGACUCUGUCCUUCCAGUACUCCACUAGCACCUACUGACCUUGCUGCCUCACCUGGGCAGCUCUUCUCCUUUGUGGCUCCUCCUUCCUCCUCCUUCCCAAUGUCAGUCUCUCCUGGCUCAGCCUUGCCUCCUAGUGUCCCAGCUGUGGUGACCCAGAUUCCUUCCUCUCCCCUGAAGCCUCCGGAUCUGGCUGACGCUGCACAAAAAGUUAGCUCCUUGUCUCCCAGCAUUGCAGUAGGGCCUGCAGCUUCUGCCCCAGUUUCAAUAAUUUCCUCUGGGUCUCUUAGUUCAGCUCAUCCAACUACCCCUGUGAGCCUACCACUGGCAACAUCUGCAGGCCCAGUUCCUCAGGUGCCAUCGUGUCCUAUUCCAGCUCCCUUCAUUCUCCCAGUUGCUCCUGUUUCUCCUCCUCUGGUCCUUGGACCCACUGUUCUCCCUGUUGUAUCAAGCACAGUUCCUCUCAGCUCUCCUGUCAGUCCCACAGUCCCAAAGCCUCAUAGCACUAUGAUAUCGCCUGCUUCUCCUUCUAGACCCAAUAAUUCUGUUACAGCACCUCUUUCUCCUCUACCCCUUACAGUGACUACUCAAGGCUCUGCAGCCUCUCCAGUGCCAGCAUCUAGUCCUGUGGCACCCCCAGGGCCACCUGUGGGAUCUGCUUGCCACCCUGUGAUUCCUCCUUUGGCACCUAUAGCUGGCCCUGCAGCACCUGCUUCCUGCCCCUUGGCUUCUGUGGUGUGCCCUGGUGCCCCUCCUUUGUCCCCAGCAGUGCUUGCUCCUAGACAACUGAUACCUGCAGGGCCACCUGUGAAACCUGCUUCUGGGCCUGCGGCUCCUGUUUUGGCACCUGUUUCUAGCCCUGCGUUUGUGGCUCCAGCAGGGCCUGCUCAUGCACCCCUGCUACCUGCAGGGCCAUCUGUGAAACCUGCUUCUGCUUCAGCACCUGUUUCUGGCCCUGUGGCCCUAGUGGGCUCUGCUUCUUGUCCCGUAUCACCUGUUUCUAAGUCUGUGACUCCUGUUUUGGCACCUGUUUCUGGUUCUGUUUCCCCUCCAGUGUCACAAGGAGUACCUGCUCCUAUUCUGUUGGCACCUGCAGUACCAACAGUGAAACGUGAAUCUCCUGCACCUACUUCUGGCCCUCUAACCUCAGCUCUGCCUAUUUCUCAGCCUGUGGCCCCUGUUGUGGCUCCUCCUUCUGCCGCUGUAACCCUAGCGGGGCCUGCUUCUAGUCCUGUGACUCCUCCUUUGGCUACUGCUUCAGGACCUAUAUCUUCUGAUGCUCCAGUAGGAGUCGUUCCUCAACCACUGGCACCCGCAGCUUCUCCUUUGCCACCAACUUCUGAUCCUGUGGCUCCUCCUCCUGGCCCUAUGACUCCAGGGGCAUCUGCCUCUAGUCCCAUGGCUCCUCCUUUGCCACCUCCUUCUGGAUGUGCAACUCCUCCUAUAGUUGCAUCAGACAUUGCUUCUAAGCCACAAGCACUUGCAGUGCUGGCUGUGAAACCACCACCUCCAUCAGCACCUGCACCUGGUCCUUUAACCAUAGCAGGGCCGACUUCUAGUCCUUCGGCACCCCCUCCUGGACCUGUGGCCCCAGCAGGGUCUCUUCCUAGAUCAUUGGCAUCUGCAGUGCCACCUGUGAAACCCGAUUCCCCUUCGGUUUCUGCUUCUAGCUCUGUGGCCCCAGGAGGACCUCCCCCUAAACCUGGGGCACCUCUUGCCGAAGCUGUGCCUCCUCCUUUGGCACCUGUUUCUGAUUCCAUAACCCCUCCUGUGGUUGCAAAAGUACCUACAUCCAAACAAGUGGCACCUACAGUUCCACCUAUGGCAUCUACUGCUUCUUGCCCUUUGGCUUUUCAUCCCAUGGCUCCUCUUCUGGCACCUGUCUCUGUUCCUGGGGUUCUUGCUUCCUGUCCCUUGGCCUCAGCAGGGCCGGUUCCUAUGGCCCCAACAGAAGGGCCUGUAUCUAGUCCUGUCACCCCAGCAGGGCCUGCAUCUAGUCCUUUGAGCCCUACUUCUGGACCUGUGGCCCCAGCAGUGGUCCCUCCUAGACCACUUCCCUCCACAGGGCCACCUCUGAAACCUGCUUCUGGACCUGUGGUUCCUCCUUUGGUUCCCCCAUCUGGGUCUUUGGCACAUCCUGCAGUACCAGAAGGGGUUGCUUCUAAGCCAGUGUCACCUGCAGUGCCACCUGUGAAACCUACUUCACCUUUGUCACCUACUUCUGGGCCUGUUUCCCCAGCAGAGACCCUUCCUAAGCCACUGGCCCCCACAGGCUCAGCAGUGAAACCUUCUCCUUCAUCCCAGCCUGUGGCUCCUCCUCUGGCACCUCCUGUGGGCCCAGCAGGGCUUGUUUCUAAGCCAGUGCCUCCUGAAAAACCUGCAUCUCCUUUGACACCUACACCUGGCCCUGCGGCCCCAGCAGGGCCUCCUUCUGGUCCUACACCUGCCCCUGUAACUCCACUUGUGGCCCCAACAGUGCCUGCUCAGACCCCUUUGGCACCCGUAGUGCCUGUUGCAAAGCCUGCUUCUCCUUUGGCAGCUGCACCUGAGCCCUUCGUUCCCCCUGUAUCCCCAGGUGUGCCUGCCUCUAGCCCUGUACCCUCAACAGCUCCCUCAGUGGCCCCUCCAGUUCUCCCUGUAACUUCUGCAGCUGGCCCCAAAGGCCCUUCUGUAGACUCCUCUGUAACUGUGACCCCCACUGCUUCCCCUAAGUCUCCCGUUGUUUCUGCUUCUGGCUCAGGAGCCUCCCCAGUGUCACCUGUUGUCUCUGCUCCUGGCACUGUGGCCACCACUUCCCCACUGGCUGCUUCUACAGCCUCUGCCACCCCAAGCACUCCUACCCCUCUUUCUCUGGUGACCCCUGCCUCUGCUAUCCCUUUUGGCUCUGCUGCCUUGCCCUUGGAUGUGUCCCAGGUCCCUGUCAGCUCUGCUGGGGAUAAGGCACCUCCACCAAAAACAACACCAUUGCCUCUUGCACCUGCUGAUCUUUCUGUUUCUGCCACAGCUACAAGCAGUCUCACUCAGCCUGCUUCCCCUGUGCCACCUCCUACUUCCCCUGUAAAAAAGCUAACUCCCUCUGCUGUGCUUCCUAAGCCAUCACCAGUUUCACCUGCAUCUGGUCUAGCAUCUGAAGUGCCACCCAAACCCCCCACCCCUGUCUCUGCUGUCAUUGAAGACGACGAGUUGCCGCCUUUGAUCCCUCCAGAGGUGCCUGCUGGGGAGCAACCUCUGCAGCCAAUCCUGGUGGAUUUCUCUCCCAAACAAGCUGUGGCCCUUGCUGAGGCCCCAGCAACUGCUCCUCCUGCUCCUCUUCCUCCUCCUGCCAAACAGCCUGUCCUGAAGAAUGAUAAGGGUAUUUGCCUCCUUGGUUUGCUGUGUGCAUGGAUAUCACAGACUGCUCACUGAAUACUAACCUGUCUGUAUGGGCAAGGGGUCCCAAGUUUCUUCCCUUGGGCUCCUUGCUUUGUUUGUUAGUCUAGAAAAGUAGUAUUUAGAAGUGAAGCCAAAGUAAGUCCAAGCUGAGCUGUAACCAGUUGUGGUCAGAGCCAAUUGAAAACUCCUUUUGUGUUGGAAUCGAGACUUGUGCACAGGAAUGUACGGCACAAAUGAGAGAGUCACUUCACAUGCUCAGCAUGUUGUGAAUGUCUUAUUGAGGGUGUGACAUCAAUGUUGCCUUGGCUGGUAUUUCUGGAAUAGCACUAACCUAGAAACCCUAAUCACAGCUUUGUUUUCUGUAGCACUGUAGCAGUCCUGUCUCCAAUCCUAGUACUUGGCUUGUGAUUGGACAUCUAGUACAUCUUGUUAAUUAAAAGUGCUUUAAGUGAGUUGUUCAUAGAUUUAGCAUGUGUUGCCAACUCUUGUGUAAUGUUUUAUCCAGACUCUGGAAGAAACUGCAGUGUCCACUAUUCACUUCAGUUGUGCUUUGUCUGUAUUUGUACUUGCACUGGGGGGUGGGGUUACACAGAUGGCAGUAUGCUGGCAGUAGUUCUCUAUUAAAGACAUAUUAAACAAGAUGCAUGCUAUUUGUUAAAAUCAAACAUCUGCCUAAAUUCAAGAAUAAGUGAGGCUUUGCCUAGCUACCAGUGUGGUCUGGUGCAUAUGCAAGUACAGUGGAACCUCUGUUUUCAAACGUAAUCCGUUCCAGAAGUCCAUUCAACUUCCGAAAUGUUCAAAAAUCAAAGGGCUGUCAGCAAAGAGAAUGGUAAAAAUGGAAAAACACGCUGCAGAAGCCAUUCGACUUCUGAGGCGCAUUUGAAAAUGGAAGCAUUCACUUCUGGGUUUUUGGUGUUUGGCUUCCGGAACGUUCAAAAACUGAGGUUCACUGUAUUGGGAAAGAUGCUAGAGUAUUACAUAAACUAGAAUUAGCUGAGUUCAUUGGCAAGUGAGAAAAUAGUUGUACUUGUUCUAGGAAAUGUGUUCUAUAGAUAUAUUUUGUUACUUUCACAAUUGUUGGUCAGUCAUUUUUUCCCUCCCAUUUACAUCACAGUCACUUAGUCCUAAAAGGACAAGGGUGGGUAUCAUUCGAAAAGACAGCGGUGAACUUCAUUCUAGGUUCUUGAGGUGAAGCAUAUCCAGGCCACUAUUUCAGAACUGAGCUUUUAAAAUCUGUGUUGUUUUGUUAUUUUAAAAAGCCGAGGAAUUAACAAAGUUAAAUUGAGUCAUUGGGAAUGUGCUAUGGGCUCCUCAACUUCCACCUCCCUCCCCUCCCCCCAUUGGGUAUUCUACUUCCUUUCCAUGUUUUGCAAUAACUACAGUUUGUCAUGACACCCAGCACACUAUAAAGACCCAUCAUCUCAUAACUAUCCUGACUAACCCUACUUAGAGAUAGCCCAAUUAAGACAUAAUCACAAAUCAUGGAAGGGAAAGACAUAACUGCAGAGAGUAUGCAAGUCUGGAACACAUUCCUAAUCUCAAACCAUUGAAUUAAGCCAGAGCUCAGCUGCCAAUUCUCCUACAUGUAGAAGUGGUAUCUCAAUCCUAAAAAUGCAAGCAAGAUCCUUCCCCCAGGAACUUUUCUCUUCAUACACUACAACUAAUAUUAGCAUGCCUAGAAUACCCACACUUUCCCAGAUAUUUGUUUUUAGCUGAAACUCUUAAAACUUUAAAAAAGUCUUUUUGCCUCACCUUUUCCCAUACACACAGACCUAUUUCUAGUAGUAAUAUCUGAAGGCAGUGACCUGAAUUACCGUAUUUUUCGCUCCAUAGGACGCACUUUUUCCCCUCCAAAAAUGAAGGGGAAAUGUGUGUGCGUCCUAUGGAGCGAAUGCAGGCUCGCUGAAGCCUGGAGAGCGAGAGGCAUCGGUGCGCACCGACCCCUCUCGCUCUCCAGGCUUCAGGAAGCUAUCCGCAAGCCUUGCAAGCCCGGUGGGAGUUCCCGCGGGCUCACAAGGCUUGCAGGCAGCAGCCUGCAGCCCCGGCGAGUGUCCGCAAGCCUUGCGCGCCCGGCAGGAGUUCCCGCGGGCUCACAAGGCUUGCAGGCAGCAGCCUGCAGCCCCGGCGAGUGUCCGCAAGCCUUGCGCGCCCGGCAGGAGGUCCCGCCGAGCGCGCGAGGCUUGGGGCAGCAGCCUGUCGCCCGAAGCACGGGAGCCCUCCGGAGGGCUCCCGUGCUUCGGGCGAGUGUCUGCAAGCCUUGCGCGCCCGGCAGGAGGCCCCGCCCAGCGCGCAAGGCUUGGGGCGGCAGCCUGUCGCCCGAGCACGGGGAGCCCUCCGGAGGGCUCCCGUGCUUCGGGCGAGUGUCUGCAAGCCUUGCGCGCCCGGCGGGAGGUCCCGCCCAGCGCGCAAGGCUUGGGGCUGCAGCUUGUCGCCCGAGCACGGGAGCCCUCCGGAGGGCUCCCGUGCUCGGGCGAGUGUCUGCAAGCCUUGCGCGCCCGGCGGGAGGUCCCGCCCAGCGCGCAAGGCUUGGGGCUGCAGCUUGUCGCCCGAAGCACGGGGAGCCCUCCGGAGGGCUCCCGUGCUUCGGGCGAGUGUCUGCAAGCCUUGCGCGCCCGGCGGGAGGUCCCGCCCAGCGCGCAAGGCUUGGGGCUGCAGCUUGUCGCCCGAAGCACGGGGAGCCCUCCGGAGGGCUCCCGUGCUUCGGGCGAGUGUCUGCAAGCCUUGCGCGCCCGGCGGGAGGUCCCGCCCAGCGCGCAAGGCUUGGGGCUGGCAGCUUGUCGCCCGAGCACGGGAGCCCUCCGGAGGGCUCCCGUGCUUCGGGCGAGUGUCUGCAAGCCUUGCGCGCCCGGCGGGAGGUCCCGCCCAGCGCGCAAGGCUUGGGGCUGCAGCUUGUCGCCCGAAGCACGGGAGCCCUCCGGAGGGCUCCCUUGCUUAGGGCGAGUGUCUGCAAGCCUUGCGCGCCCGGCGGGAGGUCCCGCCCAGCGCGCAAGGCUUGGGGCUGCAGCUUGUCGCCCGAGCACGGGAGCCCUCCGGAGGGCUCCCCGUGCUUCGGGCGACUGUCUGCAAGCCUCGCGCGCGAGGCUUGGGGCGGUAGCCUGCAGCCCGAAGCACGCGAGGCUUGGGGCGGCAGCCGCGGGGGGGGGUUAUUCAUUCCCCCCCAAAAAAACGAGGUGCGUCCUAUGGACCGGUGCGUCGUAUAGAACGAAAAAUACGGUAAUCUUUGAAAGAGCUAGUGUUUUAUAUGCACUGUCUUGAAGCCCAGGCUGAGCAAAGCUCAAAGCACCUCUAUUGCUACAAAUAUUAUAGCCAAUAAUAAUAAUAAUUCAUUAUUUAUACCCUGCCCAUCUUCCCCAGCCACUCUGGGCAGCUUCCAACAAAAUAUUAAAAUACAAUGGCCUGUUAAACAUUUUUUAAAAAAUGAUAACAUAAAGCACUUCCAUUCCAAAGUCAUUUGUCUGUAGGUUGCAUCCUUUCUGUGUCGUUUGCUUUGCUACCUGUAUUGGGAAUAAAUGCCUCUGCCACUAGAUAAUUGUGACUUUUCUGGAUUGGUAUGAGUUUCUUGAUGUGCAUUAUCACAAUAAAAGGGAGAUAAAAUCUGCAUGAUCAAGUUGGCAACGCCUUUCAUGUUUCCCCUGGGCUUCUUCCACACCCAGCUGAAGCCAAAAUGGAAAAAAAAGGAUUGCACACAUUUGUAUUUGCAGGGUCUGGAACAGAAUCUGACAGCGAUGAGUCAGUGCCAGAACUUGAAGAACAUGACCCUACGCAUGCCACAACACAUCGGACAGAGGUGAGAAGCAAAUAACUGGGCUGCAUUUAAUUGGCAUCCGGGGCAGGGCCACAAAACCUGUGACGUUGAAGAGCUGCCAAUGUGCAAAAAACCACACACCAGGAUGCUUAACACACAAUUUACUGUGUGUGCUUUGUUCAGCCACACAUACUUUAACAAGCAUCCUUGUCCUAGGAUGGUUUGCCUUCUGACCAGUAGGUAGUGAGUACAGUCUGAAAUUCUUUGUUUAAAAUCCCAAGUUUGAAAAAGCAAACAAAGAAGCAAAUUACACAAGAAUAACAAACAGCAAGUAUUGUUAAAUGUACACUUUUUACAAUUCUCCGUAAUUUUUAUUCAAUCUGGAUUAUAAUUGAAAUAGUGAAAGGCAAGAGGAAAGUUGCUGUGGUGAAAAAGCUUGCAAAGUCUACAGUUUGUAACAUCUUAUGAUGGAUUGAAGGGCAUUGUAAGAGCAAAACAUUUCAGGUCCUACUGGGACAUAGAAACAGCAAGGACUAUUCCUUUGUAUUUUUAAAAUAUAAAAGGAAGCAAUUACUGAAUUAUGCUGGACUUAUUUUCAAAAUAUGGAGAACAGCCAUUGCUGUGAGAUCUUUGGGUUUUUCUGUUGUUCCAGCCUUUUCUCUGGAUAGUAAGCCUUUUGGUUUUGUUUAAUCCAAGUUGAAUAACAGUUGUGAAGAGUGCCAAAGCUUGCUCACUACUUUGCACUGUUUUAUUUGCAAUGUUACUCUACUGUGGUUUUUGAAUGUUAUUCUAUAUCCGGUCAUCAGUUAAGAUUGCUUCUGUAAGGCACAUAGGCUUUGGUUGGUGAGUCUCCAGGGGAAGAGAAUUCUAACAUCAUGGGACAACCACAAGGAGCACCUUUCUGUGUGCUCUUGUGGUCCUAACUUGGCACAUAGAUAAUGUACUUCAGUAUAUGAAUUUAUGCUAGUACAUGGGAGUGGAGUGAUUUCUUUGGCAUGCUUUGCAAAUACCUGGCCCUCCCUGCUUGGAUUUGGAGGACUGGUAGGGUAGAUGGGCAUGUGCAUAUAAAUCUGUUCUCUCGUUUCCAUUGUAGAAAGAGGGCACAAUAAAUCUGCAGUCAGAAAAUGUAUUUGGGGAGGGGGACUUUCUGCUGGGCAUCCCUUUAACUCCAUUUUGGGUCUUUUUAUUUGCAGCUUGCAGCAGCAGCUGAAAUAGAUGAAGAACCAGUUAGCAAAGCAAAACAGAGUCGGAGUGAAAAGAAAGCACGGAAGGUAAAAUGAAGUUGAUUGGAAAUGACUGGUGUUUUGCUGAUUCAGCCUGGGGAGGCAAUAGCUACUCAAACAUUUUAUCCCCAAUUACUUACCUAUAAUCAUUUUAGCAUACUCCUUGGGAUGUUCUUCCAGAACCUAUUUUAUUGCAGCCAGCAAAAGGGAUUGAUCUAUGUGCCUAUUUGUUCUUUCUCUGAAAUGUUAUCCUUCAUUCACAGAAGCAGCGAAGGAGGAGAGAAAUAACUCAAGGGAAACUACAUAGUUAGGCAUGGGCCCAUUCCUCUAGGCUUUUCUCCCAACCCUGUUCAUAAACUACAAAAACAAACGUGCAUUCCCCAAACACACAAAGUAAUUGGUUGGGUUUUUUGGUUGUUGGUUUUAUUUUGAGUAAGUAUUCUGUAUGAGUUAGUGACACAGCUAGGAAUGGACACUAGUUCUGGUUUUGCUUUUGGGGAAAGGGUUUUUUGUUUUGUUAAUCAAAUGAGGAAAAAAUGCCUGCUGCACUACUGGAGUAGCUUUAGCACUGUUAGAAAGACUUUCUAUAAACCAAAGAGCCAGGUUCUUGCCGUGACUAGUUUAGCUCUUAUACUCAGUAGCUGCUUCCCCCACCCACCCACCCAAAAAAUUAUUUCUCCUUUGCUUUUAAGGCAAUGUCUAAGCUUGGCCUUCGUCAAGUCACAGGUGUAACCAGGGUUACAAUCCGGAAAUCCAAGAACAUCCUGUUUGUCAUCACCAAGCCCGAUGUCUACAAAAGUCCUGCAUCAGAUACCUAUAUAGUAUUCGGUGAAGCAAAGGUAAGCUAAGCUCAGGAAUGUCUAGUUAGACUUUGGGGCCUUGCAAUUUGAAGAACAGGACAGUUGCACUAUGUUGUUUCUCUGCCACUGGAAUGGGAGAAGAGUUCUAAAAUUGGAGUGGGAAGCGGGGGGGGGGGGUCUAUAUCUGGAAAUGCUGGUCGUUCUUGUCAGUAGUGCUUGCAGAGGCCUCCAUUCUGUUCUGUGUUGCUUACUUACUUCAGUUGCAACAGCCUCACUGACCUCUCUCUUUCUCACCCAUCUCUAACAGAUUGAAGAUCUCUCACAGCAAGCACAGCUGGCUGCUGCAGAGAAAUUCAAAGUGCAAGGAGAAGCCGUUUCAAACAUUCAGGAAAACACACAGACUCCCACUGUACAAGAGGAGAGUGAAGAGGAAGAGGUAUGCCACAUACUUUCUGAAUAAGUAAUUUCAGCCUUGAAACUGGCACUCACGGCCAACUCAGAGCUGUUGGUCUUUUUAAUGUCUGCCUUGGUGAAUGAGACAGGAAGAGCUUCUCCUGCUCAUCAGGAGUUUCUUGAUUUCUGACGUGUGGGGAGAGUAUGGUUCUUCAGGUGGGUGUGAAGGGUAAAGCUCAGUGCUCCAUGUGGUCUCAUUAUUCUUAGUGCCCCUAUUGGGCAGCCUGCACUAACCAACCAACACCCUGCCUUCGUCUUGUGAGCUUUCAGCUUCCUUCGUAUCCGCAGGUGCAUACCAAACAGAUUGCAUAUUUCAUUGAAGUUUUCUCCUCCUUUUAAAAUGCCUACAAGUGCCUCAGUGGCCUUCAACACACAAAACUCCAAGCCAUGAUUUGUUUCUCCAAAGGUCUGUUUGUUUUCCAGCUCUUCUUGAUUUGUGCCUUUGUUUGGGAUGGAGUAGCCAGACCAUCCAUGGUUAAGGCAUAAUUGUAAGUUCCCGCAUAAUGCCAUAACCCAACAAUAAACUGUGGCUUCAGAUUAUGGUUUGCUUAUAGUGGACAGAGUUCUCACAUUAUGCUAAGCCAUGGAUUGAUAAACUGUUGCUCAUUAUGCUAAGCCAUGGAUUAAUAAACCAUAAUUCAGCAUUAUAUGCAAACCAGGCUAGUGUGAAACCAGUGCACACACCCAACUUUUUCUUACCUGCUGCAGUCAUGGAGAGUUGUCAUGCACCCAGUCUCUUGUUUACCAUCAUCCCAGCUUCCUGUUUGAAUUUGGGGAGGGGAACUUGAUCUUAUUCCCAAUGAGCAAUCUGCUUAGGUUCUCCUGCCCCCAAACUAUUGUAAUUGGUGUCACUUAUAGAAAUAAUAGAGCCAGCUGCUCUCUUCUCACAGAUAUUGGCAGGUAGCAGGAGUGACAUGGGCACUGAGGAUGCAUUUUUGAUACAAACAUUCUAUUAAUGAUCAUGAAUGUCUUACACAGAAUACCAGUGACUAUAAUUGUACUUGCACUGGACUUAGAAAACUUCCUCUUGUGGAAUGAACUGGCAUACAUUUAGCUGCCUAACAGGCAGGGGCAGUUGUCAAAAGAAAUUCAUUACCAUUCCAGGCUUGCAUUUUAUUGGCUCUUUGGUGUGGGCAGACACAGAGCCCAAAUCAAGCUGUGGGGUUAGAGUUCUAAGCAUAUGUAGAGAGCACACUCACUUGCCUGUCUGUUUCAAUCUAUUCUUCCUUUCUAUUUGAAAGAGCAGGUGAGUUUUUCAAGUUUACCAGGGACUCUUUAACAAUAAUUUGGGGUUCCCUGUGCCUGCUUUAUCUUGUGGCUUUUGUAAACCUUAGGUUGAAUAGAUCCUUAACUUUUAAGGAUCCAUGCCAUUUCUCUCCGACUUGGCAGAAAAGGGCUUGAACAACUGUCCUGAGACAUUAUCUUUCCCCAUCCAGGUUGACGAGACUGGUGUCGAGGUGAAAGACAUCGAAUUAGUGAUGUCCCAAGCGAAUGUUUCCCGAGCAAAAGCCGUUCGUGCCCUGAAGAACAACAGUAACGAUAUUGUAAACGCUAUUAUGGUAAGUUCCUGCUUGAGUGACAUUUAUCACAGGGCCCAUGGACCCAGAGCCUGGAGAACAGAUGGCAAAAAGUUCAUGGCCAUUUUAUGUCAUCACUUCACCACCAGAUUAAUCCAUUUCUUGGAAAUGCACUGUUUUCUGUCUCUUGCCCCACUGCAGCUGCUUUUCAUCAGUGACUAUAACAUUUAACUACCUCUCAGCAUUGAAAGGAUGUCUGGAAAAGUCAAAUGCAACACAAUGCAUUUUAACACCUAUGUUUUCAAGUAUAUCUAAACAUAGCUUAAUAUUUACUAAGAUUCGUUUGCAACAGUGUGCCUCGGACAACUGGAUGUAUAGAUGGCAUUUACUAUGAAACGGUUUUUCCGGUGAUUUUUUUUUAUUGUGAUCUUGAGCAGGGUAUAUGUAUGCUGAACAAUGUAACAUCAGCAACUGCUUAUAGGCAUGUGUGGGUCAGUGGGUACUGUACACAAAACUGCUCUAGUGCGUAAGAUCAGAUGUAUCAGAUACACCCUACAAACAGAUUUAACUGCCAUGGUUUAGCUUUGCAAAAUUUCUGAGAAGUGUCUGGUUGGUGUCAGUUGGCUUCUUCACAGAAAUGCAGUUCCUAAGGUUCCAGGAGGGAGGACGAAUCUUCUCAGUGGAAACCACUUGAAACAUCUAGUGCAGAUUUGUCUGUCCUUUGGGAACAUAAAUGCAUCAGUUCUCAAUGUUAUAUCCUAGGCAACUACUUGGGAACCAGGCACUUUUUUGCCUGUCCUCAUCUGAUUACUUUAUCUUGCUGCUAGAGUUACGCCUGCUGUGUUCUGCAUCCUCUCCAUCUUAAAUCUCAGGCAGCCAUAACAAUAGCCCCCCCAAGGUCAUCCUGGCUGUGCAGGAUAGAUGAACAGUCGGCCAGUUUCCCACUGGUAAAAUACCCAAUAACCCAGCACUUCCACAUCCCAUCACCUAUGGGAAAACAGAGUUUCUAAUUCUCUUUUUUUCUGUUUUUUCCCCCAGGAGUUGACGAUGUAG
Molecule: messenger RNA, 22130 nt
Organism: Podarcis lilfordi (Lilford's wall lizard)
Lineage: Eukaryota; Metazoa; Chordata; Lepidosauria; Squamata; Lacertidae
Source: the annotation of a GenBank genome assembly